AUGUGGAGAGAUCCUGGAGCUCCUGCUGAUUCUUUCUAUGAAAUCCGCCCUGAGUGCACCGAUGUCCCCAAAUCUAAAUUUAGGAUUAAGGCUGGUAAAACACUAAGUGAAAGAAAGUGGCACGCUGCAUUUUCUCCAGAAGGGUAUCUGGAUAUAGGCAAGACUCUAAGCCGAAUCCACCAUGGGGGAAUCCAUCCAUCAAUUAGAGGAGAAGUUUGGGAAUUUCUACUUGGUUGCUAUGAUCCCAAAAGUACAUAUGAGGAAAGAGAUGAGUUACGGCAGCGCCGAAGGGAGCAAUAUGCUACAUGGAAGGAAGAAUGCCGCCAAUUGUUUCCUCUUGUGGGAAGUGGUAGAUUUAUCACCGCACCCGUAAUUACUGAUGAUGGUUUAUCGAUUCAAGAUCCAUUGGUUCUAUUAGAAAAUAAUCCAGACAAUGGAGUGAUCGUACCUCCUCAAGAUAAUAAUAUGGGUGGCACCAAUGGUAUGGGGGCUGCAAAUAACUUAAAAAAAGUGACAGACAAGAAAGUAAUCCAGUGGAUGUUAACUCUCCAUCAAAUAGGUCUUGACGUGAUUCGUACUGAUAGGACACUGGUUUUUUAUGAGAAGAAAGAGAACUUAUCAAAACUAUGGGAUAUUCUUGCUGUUUAUGCUCGGAUAGAUACAGAUGUUGGCUAUGGUCAAGGAAUGAGUGACCUAUGCUCUCCCAUGAUUAUACUUUUCAAUGAUGAAGCUGAUGCAUUUUGGUGCUUUGAGCGUCUGAUGCGUAGACUGCGAGGAAAUUUCAGAUGUACUGAUAGCUCUGUUGGGGUGGAGACUCAACUAAGUAAUUUGGCUUCAAUUACUCAAGUAAUUGAUCCAAAACUUCAUCAACAUUUAGAGCAUCUUGGUGGAGGUGACUAUCUGUUUGCUUUUCGGAUGCUAAUGGUUCUGUUUCGUCGAGAAUUCUCCUUUUGCGAUUCAUUGUACCUUUGGGAGAUGAUGUGGGCUCUGGAAUAUGAUCCUGACUUGUUCUGGUUGUAUGAAGAAGCUGAAGAAAAUUCUGAAAAAUCUGAACGAAGAUUAAAGUCAAUACGUCAUUAUGGGAAGUUUGAGAGAGAAAAUAUGAAAAAUGGAGCAAAGAAUGCAGAAGCUCCUCCUCUUCCCAUAUCUAUUUUCCUUGUUGCCAGUGUGUUAAAAGAAAAAAGUGCAACACUACUCCAGCAAGCACGAGGGCUGGAUGAUGUUGUAAAGAUAUUGAAUGACGUAAAUGGAAAUCUAGAUGCCAAAAAAGCUUGUAUUGCGGCACUGAAACUUCACAAGAAAUAUUUGAAAAAGGCCAAGAAACCCUAGCACCAACCCAUGAUAUAUUUGUUUUUUCGCUGAUCAAGUGAUGUGUUGCUUCCUGCAUGAUGCCCUUUGUUUGGGAGACAAUAUUGAAGCUCCUCAUAAAAUUUGGACUGGAUUUUACAGAAUUUUUUAAAAAAUACAAAUAAAGGCUCCAACCUUCAAGUCUUAGCUGAGAAUCAACUGUUGUAUGAGAAAUUUUUAUUUUCAUUUUUUUGUAUAUCUAAAAUAACAAAGGUUGUCCAUGAUAUUAUUCUGUACAACUAUCUGUUCAUACUUUGUAAUAUAUUUUAUAUUGA
Molecule: messenger RNA, 1622 nt
Organism: Gastrolobium bilobum
Lineage: Eukaryota; Viridiplantae; Streptophyta; Magnoliopsida; Fabales; Fabaceae
Product: rab GTPase-activating protein 22-like
Exons: 11
Coding region: 1-1329 (442 amino acids)
Biological process (GO): activation of GTPase activity
Molecular function (GO): GTPase activator activity
Source: RefSeq, a predicted model, not a curated record